Molecule: messenger RNA, 7522 nt
Organism: Dreissena polymorpha
Lineage: Eukaryota; Metazoa; Mollusca; Bivalvia; Myida; Dreissenidae
Product: MOB kinase activator 3B-like
Exons: 7
Coding region: 70-738 (222 amino acids)
Biological process (GO): signal transduction; positive regulation of protein phosphorylation
Cellular component (GO): cytoplasm; nucleus
Molecular function (GO): protein kinase activator activity
Source: RefSeq, a predicted model, not a curated record
GGAAAAUAUUACUAAGCGAACAUCGGCCUGCAAAAUCCGACUGUUGAACAUACAAUUCACUUCCGCAAAAUGGCGGCUGGUGGCAGGACACAUUUUAUGCAGUUUUUUUCUCGGGACAAGGUGAACACUUUUAGACCAAAGAAAAAGUUUGAGCAAGGCACACUUAAAUUUAACCUACACAAGCAAGCAAAUGCUUCGCUGAAUUCAGGGAUAGAUCUAAAGGAGGUUGUAAAGUUGCCCUCAGGGGAAGAUCAAAAUGAUUGGGUUGCUGUUCAUGUGGUGGACUUCUUCAACAGGAUCAACCUCUUGUAUGGCACAAUCUGUGAAUACUGUACAGACCAAACAUGCCCAACCAUGUCUGGUGGGCCACGGUAUGAGUACAUGUGGUGUGAUGGCCACCACUACAAGAAGCCCACGGCCCUGCCAGCCCCUCAGUACAUCACCCUCCUGAUGGAGUGGGUGGAGUCACAGAUCAACGACGAAACCAUCUUUCCUAUCAAAGUUGGAGUGCCGUUUCCCAAGAACUUCCUGCAGACUGUGAAGAAGAUUUUGACACGGCUGUUCAGAGUAUUUGUUCAUGUUUACAUUCACCACUUCGACAAAUUAGUUGCCAUUGGAGCUGAAGCCCAUGUUAACACCUGCUACAAACAUUUCUACUACUUUGUUACCGAAUUCAGCCUUGUUGACAAGAAGGAAUUAGAACCACUGAAAGAAAUGACUGAAAAGAUCUGUCACUGAGAGCAAAGAGGAAUGAUACAUCAGUUGUUAUUAUAUAUACAUAAAUAUAUACUUGUUACUACCGGUAGACGCUAAAUGAUUGUCUCAUUAAUAUACAUGUAUGGCCCAACAUGGGAAUCUUGUAUCAUCUUUGCAAGAAUUCUUUACAAUUAAAAUUAUUUACAUGCUCAAAAAUAUUACUUACUGCAACAGAUAGCAACAGAAACACUGAAGCCCUAAAAGAAGAAAGUUAUGCAAGUCUCUUUUGCACAUUUUGUAAUGUUCUGCAGAACUUUCCACCUUAACUUGUUUUUUGCUAAAAAGAGACUUUUUUGAAACAAAAAAUAACAUCAAAGUUGAAAGUGUCGUCCCAUAUUAGCCUGAACGGAAUUUCACAGGCUCAUCUGGGACGUCACUUUAUGCACAUGCAUUUGUCAGGGAGCAUGGCUCAAUUGAUAACAUGUAUCUAGUGAUGAUGCAAAUCUGUGUACCUGGUACAUAAGUCUCAAUACAAAAGCUGUGGCUUUAAUUGUGAUAUGUAAUGGAAAAAGUCCAUUUCAAAAAAAUUGGGUGUAGUUAAACCCUUUACCAUUUAGAUAAGUAUUGUCAUUCAUUUAUAGUCCGUUACAAAGUUAUAUUUAAUUAAAGACCUUUCUUACUAGAUUCAAGUUUUUAAGGCUUCAUUUCUAACCCUUAGAUACUGAUUAGCAGCAAACAGCAUAAAACCUGAACAGACUACAAGUAACUUGCAGGCUGUUCUGGUUUUAUGUUGGUUGCAAAAGUCAUUUUCACUUUGCUUCUGAUGGGGAAAGGGUUAAAUGUUGAAAGCAAACCAUGGAAAUGCUCCUUUUGUGCAUACCCUUUUGUUAUAAUGUUUAAGCACAAUAAUUUCGGCUUCAUUUGCCAAUGUUGGAUACCAGUUCCCAUGCUGGGUUGUCACUGGGCAUGCCUCAGAUCAACAGAAUUUCCUGGAUUGUUGUGUUCAUUAGGGAUGUCUGUUAAUAUUUGAGUCACGUUCUGAGAAAACUGGGCCUAAUGCAUGUGCGUAGUGUCAUCCCAGAUCAGCCUGUGCAGUCCGCACAGGCGAAUGAGGGACGACACUUUCCAACUAAAUUGGAUUUUUGCUAAGAAGAGACUUCAUCUUAACAAAAAAUGUCAUAAAAGCGUAAAGUGUCGUCCCUGAUUAGCCUGUGCAGACUGCACAGGCUAAUUUGGGACGACACUUUACGCACAUGCAUUAUGCCCAGUUUUCUCAGAACACGACUUAUUUAAUUGUUUCUUUUACAAUUGUAAUGAAUCAAACUGUUUGCAUGAACAUGUAUGUACAAUAAUCUUCUAGGCUGGAUUCUUUUGUGUAUUUAUGUAAAAUUUUGCUCUCUUAAAAAAUGCAUACAGGUGUCAAGUAUUGGCAAAAAAUAAUGGCAUCGUCAAAUGAUUACUGGCUCACCAUAGCAUGAAUUGCUGAAGAUGAGCUAUUAUGAUCACCCCUUGUCUGAUUUGCAUCUGCCUGCAAUGUGCCUUGUAAAUAUAAGGCUAAUUGCACUCUAGAGCCAAAUUUUGUUUAUCAAAUCUGGAUGACACUUGCACAGAAAAGUUAUCUGGGCUAUAACAAGGUGGAGCUGGAGUGGGGGUAAUGUGAAUCCAAAAAAAAGGGAAUAAAAUCCUAGAAAAAAAUGUUACCAUUCCAGGGUCCACAUUGUAGAUGAGAAUUUUAUCUUGACAUUAUCAAGACUGAGUUUGACUUGGUCACAAGCUUCCAAAACUGGGUUACUAGGUCAAAUCUUAGGAAUGAAAUGCUUUACUUCUUUAAAUUCUACAUGUAUGAUGAAUUUUUUAGAUUGUUUAUAUUUACACUUUCUUAGCUGUGUUUGAUUGUAGAUCAAAAAGCAUUCAAAAACAAGGUCAGCCAUGCAAAUCUAAGAAAACCUUGUUACCACUCAAAACGCCACAUUUAUAAGUCAAUCUUGAUAAAAGAUUGCAAAUCUUGACAAUAUGAAUCCCAAGUUUUAAUCUAGAUCAAGUCUGAGAAAAAAACCUUGUUUCGCCAAUAGAGGCUACAUGUAUGACUCUUUCUAAAUGAAAUUUAAGCUGUUAUAUAUGUCGCGUUCUAUAAAACUGGGCAUAAUGCAUGUGCGUAAAGUGUUGUCCCAGAUUAGCCUGUACAGUCCGCACAGGCAAAUUAGGGACAAUAUUUUCUGCCUAAACUUGAUUUUCAGUAAGAAGGGACUUCCUUGAAAUUAAAAAUACCAUAAUAGCGGACAGUUUUGUCUCUGAUUAGCUUGUGCAGACUGCACAGGCUAAUCUGGGAUGACAUUUUACGCACAUGCAUUAAGCCCAGUUUUCUCAGAAGGCCAUAUUUGAAUCUGGGUCAAGUGGGUUCAGUCAAGAGUGUUUUUGUUCCAUCAUUGCCCUAUUAUUUUUAUGUUGAGUUUUGAUUUUUGUUUAUUUUGUUUGAAAAUUGUUUUAUGGUAUGUCUUACUUAAGCAAAACUGCAUAUUUCUUAUUCAGUUCAUUUUUGACAGGAUUUUGUGAUGGAAUAUCAUUUAGAUAAAACUGUUUAUUUACAGAAGAUUUCAUUGGAAUAUAUCAGCAUAUCCAUGAAAGAUUCCUUUACAGACUCCGCUGCUAACCUCAUAUUGAUGGUUUGCAUUAAUAUUAAUUACUGCAGAUACAACGGAUAUGUUUGUUUAUUUAAUAUAACAGAUGUGACUACACGAUAGUGAAUCUCUUUAAAUAAUUUUUGUUAAGUGGCAUAAUACAUGUUGAUGUCUUUAAGCAGGCAUACACUUGCAUAUUGUAGGUGUGUACACAUUAGUAGGAGUAUGAUGCAGACCUCAAAUUGUGCAUGUAUACAUUUUAAUAAGAACAUUUGGUACAACUAUUAAAAAGCAAUGUUAUGGCAGUUAAUAGAAUGUUUUUAAAUUUUACUUAGAGGUAGGAAAUGAGGCGGGAUUUAAAAAAACUAAAAUAUUGGGCCAGUGUAGUUGCUAGAUUAUUUUCCGUUUUGUAUUAUUGCUGAUCAUAAACUCAUAUGUCCAUGGUAUGGGAUACAGUGAACUCCUCCCAAUGACAAGAAGUCAAGGGAUUUGUAAGAAAACCGAGCCUUAUAAACUUAGAGUUAACUUAAGGUCUAUUUCUUUGUUUGCGCAAUUAAGAUUAAGUCAACUAUUAAUAUUCUUUUAAGCUCACCUGAGCACAACAUGCUCAUGGUGAGCUUUUGUGAUCGCUUUUUGUCCGUCUUCUGUUGUGCCGCAUCAACAUUUGCCUUGUUAACUCUCUAGAGGCCACAUUUAUUGUCCAAUCUACAUGAAAUUUGGUCAGAAGAUUGGUUUCAAUUAUAUCUUGGAUGAGUUCGAAAAUGGUUAUGUUUGCUCGAAAAACAUGGCUGCCAAGGGGCGGGGCAUUUUUUCUUUUAUGGCUAUAUAUGGCUUUUGUAAAAUCUUGUUAACACUCUAGAGGCCACAUUUAUUAUCUGAUCUUCAUAAAACUUGGUCAGAAGAUUCAUCCCAAUAAUAUCUUGGAUGAGUUUGAAAAUGAUGCCGGUUGGUUGAAAAACAUGGCCGCCAGGGGGCGGGGCACUUUUCCUUAUAUGGCUUUAGUAAAACCUUGUUAACAUUCUAGAGGCCACAUUUAUUUUCCAAUCUUCAUGAAACUUGCUCAGAAGAUUGUCCCACUGAUAUCUUGAAUGAGUUAAAAAAUGGUAACCUUUGCUUGAAAAACAUGGCUGCCAAGGGGCGGGGAUUUUUUCCUUAUAUGGCUAUAGUAAAAUCUUGUUAACACUCUAGAGGCCACUUUUAUUGUCCAAUCUUCAUGAAACUUGGUCAGAAGAUUCAUCCCAAUAAUAUCUUGGAGGAGUUUGAAAAUGAUGCGGUUUGGUUGAAAAACAUGGCCCCCAGGGGACGGGUCAUUUUUCCGUAUAUGGCUAUAUAUAGUAAAACCUGGUUAACACUCUAGAGGCCACAUUUAUUGUCCAAUCUUGAUGAAAUAUGGUUAGAAGCUUUGUCUUAAUUAUAUCUUGGAUGAGUUCGAAAAUGGUUACGUUUGCCUGAAAAACAUGGCUGCCAAGAGGAAGGGCAUUUUUUCUUAUAUGGCUAUAUAAGGUUAUAGUAAAAUCUUGUUAGCACUCUAGAGGCCACAUUUAUAGUUUGCUCUUCAUGAAACUCGGUCAGAAGAUUCAUCCCAAUAAUAUCUUGGACGAGUUCAAAAAUGAUGCCGGUUGGUUAAAAAACAUGGCCACCACGGGGGCGGGGCUAUUUUCCUUAUACAUGUGUAUGGCUAUUGUAAAACCUUGUUAACACUCUAGAGGUCACAUUUAUUUUCCGAUCAUCAUGAAACUUGGUCAGAAGAUUUGUCCCAUCGAUAUCUUGGAUGAGUUCAAAAAUGGUUUUGGUUACUUUAAAAACUUAGCCACCAGGGGCGGGGCAUUUUUCCUUAUAUGGCUAUAUAUGGCCUUAGUUAAACCUUGUUAACACUCUAGAGGCCACAUUUAAUGUCCAAUCUUCAUGAUAUUUGGUCAGACGAUUGGUCUCAAUGAUAUCUUGGACGAGUUCGAAAAUAAUUUUGUUUAUUUGAAAAAAAUGGCUUCCAAGGGGCGGGGCAUUUUUCCUUAUAUGGCUAUAGUAAAAUCUUGUUAACACUGUAGAGGCCACAUUUACUGUCGAUCUUCAUGAAACUUGUCAGAAGAUUCAUCCCUAUAAUAUCUUGGACGAGUUCAAAAAAGGUUGCCGGUGGGUUGAAAAACAUGGCUGCCAGGGGUCGGGGCAUUUUUCCUUAUAUGGCUAUAGUAAAACCUUGUUAACACUCUAGAGGCCACAUUUAUUUUCCAAUAUUCGUGAUACUUGGUCAUAAGAUUUGUCCCAAUAAUAUCUGGUUUUCUCAGGUGAGCGACUUUGGGCCUUUCAGGCCCUCUUGUUGUUGUUUGCAACAGAUUAUGAAGCCAGAUCAAUGGCUGGCAUGUGUAAAGCAGACAUUGAGUUUUUAAUACAUCCAAAUACUAGAAUAACUGUUACAAUGCACCAAUAAUUUUAAUGAACAUCUUAGUUUUGAUACGGCAUUUUAUACAGUCAGAGAAAGUUUAUUUCUUUAAAUAGUAUACAGUGAAAGAAUGGAUAAACUCAUAAAACAUAUGCAUUAACAAAACUGAAUGUGAAUAUAUGAAAUACAUAAAAAGCGUAUUGUAUGAUUGCAAAGAUUAUUGGUGCUGAGUUGAUGUGUCAUGGCCAUAUUGUAGUGCAGACCUGUGUUGCUGUUGUCAUGGAUUGCUAAGUAUGAAUCUGUCAGUGCCUUAGUAGUUGUCAUUCUGAUUGGUUUAAUCAUGAAUUGUCAACCUGAUGAGGCACUGCUGAAUAGUGGACAUUUAAUGAAGAGCAAGGCACAACUGUGUGUUUGCAAGUUAACUUCCACAUAAAAUAGUAUGAAGUAUCUCCCCAUUUUAAUUGUGCAAGAAGCACUUUUUAGCUUGGCUGUUUUCGGAGAAAACCCGAAGUAUUGUCAUAGCCAGCUUGUCGUCAGCCGUCCGCCGUGCUAAAACCUUAACGUUGGCUUUAAAAUCAAAGUGCGUCCACCUACAACUUUGAAACUUCAUAUGUAGAUGCACCUUGAUGAGUUCUACAGGCCACACCCAUUUUGGGUCAAAGGUCAAGGUCACUGUGACCUCUACAAAAAUAUUUUUUAAUCUGAAGUUUUCAUGUAUUCACAAAAGCACCCGCAGCCGAGCGUUGGCACCCGUUAUGCGGUGCUCUUGUUCAAGAAUCACAUCAUUUUGUAACUGAUGUCAGUGGUAUCUGAUCUUUUGAUGCUUCCUUUUUUCUUUGUUUACAAUUUUGUUCUUAUGUUAUUGUUUUUCUAUUGCAUGUUUUUGUCAGAUUAUUGCAUAACCUAUGUGUGCCAAUUGUAAAUAAUGACAACUAUUAUAUUUCUAGUUUGAUUGCAGGUUUUUUAAUAGGUUUACAUGCAUUUCUUUGCUUCAAAACUCAAUGUGUAUGAAUUAUUAUAGAGACCAGUUUUUUAAAUUAACAAAUCUUGAACCUUUAUAACAUUAAAAAAAAAAUUAAUUAAAGGACAUAAUAGGUGAAAGUUAAAGUGAUACUAGUUACGGUUUUAUUCUUUGAAAAACUUUAAUAUUUAUUGAUAAACAGAAUGUUUACCAUAUAUGUUAACUACAUUUUUUAAUACUAAUAAUCACCCGUUAGUUCUAUGGCGUACCUGUAAUAUUUAAAAAUUAUUAUGUGUAACCAAGAUCAGAUCUCAUAUUUUCUAAUAAUCUUAAAAUAAAUAACAAGUAGCAUGUGAAUAACUAUGCAUUAAAAUGUAAUGUUUAAGCACUUUUAUAUUAUAGUGUUGAUCCUUACAAAUUUCUCAUGUUAUUAAUUGAACUGAUUUUUAGCUCGGCUGUUUUCAGAGAAAACCCGAGGUAUUGUCAUUGCCAGCUCGUCCUGUCCGCUGUCCGUGUCAAGGUUUGUUUAGGUUUUUUAACAUUGGCUCUAAAAUCAAAGUCCUUCCACCUACAACUUUGAAAUUUCAUAUGUAGAUGCACCUUGAUGAGUUCUACAUGCCACACCCAUUUUGGGUCACUAGGUCAAAGGUCAAGGUCACUAUGACCUCUAAAAAAAAAAAAUCUGACUAGCUUUCGCAGCCGAGCGUGGCACCCGUUAUGCGGUGCUCUUGUUAGGUAUUUUACGUGCCGCGUGAUACCGACUUAUAACAUAUGUAAUAUUUUUCUGUCAAUGCCUCACAUAUUACUGAGGCUAUUUCUUUUGUAUCCUGUACAAUUACUCUUCUUUUAAAUAAAACUGAUAGAAAAUCA